Molecule: messenger RNA, 558 nt
Organism: Drechmeria coniospora
Lineage: Eukaryota; Fungi; Ascomycota; Sordariomycetes; Hypocreales; Ophiocordycipitaceae
Product: cbp4
Exons: 5
Coding region: 1-558 (185 amino acids)
Biological process (GO): mitochondrial respiratory chain complex III assembly
Cellular component (GO): mitochondrial membrane
Source: RefSeq, a predicted model, not a curated record
AUGGCGGCAAAGAAGGCGGUGAAUUGGAAGCUCUGGUCCAAGGUGCUGAUCGGAGGCGCGGCCGUCAGCGUCGGAGGGCCAGCGUUCACGUACUGGCUGACGCCGACGGAGGAGCAGCUGCGGGCUCGGUACAACCCGGAGCUGCUUCAACGCAGCAUCGAGGGCCGCGAGGAGAAGGAGCAGGAGUUUGACGAGUUCGUGACGCGACUGAAGGCGUACGCCAAAUCGGACAAGCCGAUCUGGGUCGUCGUCAAGGAAGAGGACGAACGGCGGAAGAAGCAGGCGCUCGCGGCGGGCAAAGCGCAGCAGCAAGAGGCGUCGGCCCAGAGAGAGGAGAUGCGGCGGCAGGCGGGCCUCGGAGCGAAAGGUCAGAAGCGGGAAUCCGGCGUCGCAGGACUGUACAACACCAACGACGCACAGGUCGGCUCGGCGGCGGCUGGAGACGGGACUGCGGAGGAAUCACAGAGGUGGUGCUGGCCACCGGUGGCAUCUCAGCUCGACGCGGACUCGAAGCGUCAUGGUCGAUCUGCGGUUUGGGAAUACGAACUACCUACCUAG